This is a messenger RNA of Terrapene triunguis (Three-toed box turtle), 1551 nucleotides long. RefSeq lists its product as uncharacterized. NCBI's taxonomy places the organism in Eukaryota, Metazoa, Chordata, Testudines, Emydidae. Gene Ontology annotation, biological process: spliceosomal complex assembly; protein phosphorylation; regulation of mRNA processing. The coding region runs from base 300 to 1256 and encodes 318 amino acids. The transcript is spliced from 9 exons. The record is from RefSeq and is a predicted model, not a curated record. Gene Ontology annotation, molecular function: protein kinase activity; ATP binding.
UUGCUGUGAUCUGAUCCCAUGUCCCUUUCUUCACCACAUACCUCCGGUGGUGCAGAGGAACUCGCUCCACUCAAGGACACCCCUCCCAUCUAAACCAGACUAAAAAGGAAAGCAGGAGCUCUUGGUAUCGCACUUCCAGGAGCUCCUGAACACCCCAGGUCUCAAGUAGAGCCGUGAGCUCUGCCUCCAUGAGCUACUACAUGGAGUAAAAUGCUGAAGAUCGUGCUGUGUCUGCUCCAAGUGUCAGAUCCCUGUUCCCCCUCACCUGCUCAUCCUGAGGACUGCAGCAAGCCUCUGGCAUGGAGGGGUGGGGAUGCCAGGAGGACCCUGCAGAGUACUGUGCAGGAGGCUACUACCCUGUGCAGAAGGGAGACACAUUCAGUGGAAGAUACCAGGUGGUGCACAAGCUGGGCUGUGGCUACUUUUCUACAGUCUGGUUGUGUCAGGACAUGGUAGAGAAGAGGCGUGUAGCUGUGAAGGUGGCCAAGGGUGGGGAGAGCUUUGCUGAGGCUGCCCAGGAUGAAAUCUCUCUCCUCCAGUGUGUAUGUACCUUCCCUGGCUGCACUCCAGGGAGCGUGUUGGCUCAUUUGGUUUCUGCACUGUGGGGAUUGCAGCUGUUUUCAGAGCUCUGCAGUACGAGUCCACCUCCUCUAACAGGUCUCAGCCUGAUGGGAGCCUGGCUGGCAGCAGGGAGAACACAUCAAACUCUAUGUAGAAAAGAGCCUCAGGUCCAGCAUUUGCUUCUGAAACAGCCUUCCCCCCCAGGGGUUCUAUUUCUGGUGAGCAGCAUGAAGAAGAAGGACCGGGCAGGGGAGAAUAUUGUCCAUUGUUUAGAUGACUUUAAAAUGAUUGGAGCAAAUGGCUUCCAUGUGUGCUUGGUGUUUGAGUUGCUGGGCCCUUCUCUGCGAUGUCUGAUGAGGAGCCAUGGAACCCAGGGUCUCCCCUUGCCCUUUGUGAAAAAAACCUUACAGCAGGUACUGGCAGGGCUACAGUUCCUGCAUACAAAUUGUCGGAUUAUCCAUACAGACAUCAAGCCAGAGAACAUCUUGCUGCAGUUGGAUGAGGAGAGUCUCCAGCAGCUUCUGCAUGACACAGCUGCCUGGAGCCAAAGUAUAAAUCUGGGCCUAAAGAAACCAGGACUUCUUGCCAAUCAAUUGGAUCAUUGCAAUAUAAUGAAAAUGGGAGUGAAAAUUGCAGACCUAGGCAGCGCAUGCUGGACCAAGCUGGCUACGCCACUGCUCUCACCCCCAGGAUGAAGGAGCCUGUUCUCUCUUUUCUGACUCUGAUCUUAGUGUCUGUCCAUCAUUGUACAUCUCCUUGAAAAGUUUUAUUGUGCUGUGAAAGAGAGAUUGAUUUCAUCUUGUAAUGUGUGUUUGUCCUCUGCACUCCCAGCUCAGAGCUGACCUCUGUACUCUGGGCCAUGCUGCAUGCUUUGGACAAGCUUGUAUGUGCAUACAGUUAGCUUCUACAAUUAGAAAUGUCAAACAAUGUCAGCCCAGUAGAAGGUUUCAGAGGGGUAGCCGUGUUAGUCUGUAUCAGCAAAAACAAUGA